Messenger RNA from Olea europaea var. sylvestris, 999 nucleotides. RefSeq lists its product as uncharacterized. The transcript has a single exon. The record is from RefSeq and is a predicted model, not a curated record. The coding region runs from base 1 to 999 and encodes 332 amino acids. Lineage: Eukaryota; Viridiplantae; Streptophyta; Magnoliopsida; Lamiales; Oleaceae.
AUGGUACAAAAAUUUACCAUGAAAUUCUUCUCACCAUCUCGAGUCCACCAAAUUAGAAACGAAGUAUAUCUUUUCAAACAGAAGGAUCAUGAGACAUAUUCGGAAGCAUGGGACAGGUUCAAAAGUGCGUUUAGGAAAUGUCCAAAUCUUGAUGUUCAUAAACUGGCACAAAUAUAUCUAUUCUAUAAUGGAUUGCGCGCUGAAUUUCGCAAUAUAGUUGAUUCUUCUGCGGGUGGAUCAAUUUUGACUAUCGAGGUGGAUGAUGUACAUAAUUUAUUUGAGACGAUUGCUGAGAAUCAGGCCAACUGGCUAACAGAUAGGAAAGCUCCGAGAAAAACAGCUGGAUUACAUAAUGUGGAUGCAGUGACAGCAUUGGCAGCGCAGAUGGAAGCAAUAACAAAGAAGCUUGAUACUUUAACUCAAUUUGUGCACAUGGUACAACAUCCAGCUCACAUAUGCGCAGGUUGUGGGGCAGAUCACAUCACUUCAAGCUACCCUUUGGCUUCUACUCACAUGGGUCAGUCAGCAGAGGUCAGUUGUGCGCAGAACUAUCAGAGGCAAAAUGGAUCUUACCCAUACAACUACCAUCCGAGUUUGAACAAGCAUCCCAACUAUUCGUGGGUGGAUAAUCUAGAUCAAAUAAAUCAGAUGAAGGGCAAUCCACCAGUAAUUCAGCAACAGCAAGGUAAGAGGCAAUCCUUUGAAGAUCUACUGGUCACGUACAUCACCAAGACUGAAACAGUAAUGCAGAAUCAACAGGCUUCCAUACAUAACCUAGAAAAUCAGGUAGGACAGAUAGCAGCUGCAUUAGCCAACAGACCACAGGGUACCUUGCCGAAUAACAUAGAGAAUAACCCAAGGGAGCAGGUAUUAGUAGUUGAGGCGGUAAAUUAUACAACUAUUGAGAUCCCAUCUACCACAUCCACCACCACUGUCAAAGCUUAUGUGCCACCCAUUCCAUUUCCUCAAAGACUUCAAUGCCAGCCAACAGCAGAGUAG